CGCCUCGUUCUCUCCGUGCUUCAGAUGAUGGCCCUUGUAUAAUAUGGAAGAAUUUGAGCGCAAAGAGGCAUUCUCCGAAAGCAAUGGUGAAGGGAUGCGGUCGUUUGCAGCUCGGGCAUGCACCUGCGUGCGCUCCUGCUUCUAGUUAAAUGCCAGUGUUCCAGGGCGGUGCACGCGCGUUGCUGAUGAUCGCUUUCGCAAUCUGGCUGUUGGCCCAUCGGAGCUUCCAUGGCCAGCCUGACGAGCCACUCAGGCUAUCUGAAAAUCUUUCACAAGAAAUAUGCAUUAUGGCUGGCCACGAUGUGUUCAAAAUGAUCCUAGCGGAAUCAUGGGCUCGCUCCGCCCUGUGGACAGGCCCGACACAGACGACAGCCGACGACUACCAAGCGCCGUGCCAGAAGCAGACAGAUAACGACGCAGACAUCGUGCGCAAGCGCACAGAAGAUACGACUGUAAAAAAAACAUGUAGAUAUUGAGCAGAGAUGUUGCUACAUACAGAUGACAAAUGCGUGCAUGCUUGAAUACUAUAAUGCUAGAA
Molecule: messenger RNA, 538 nt
Organism: Laetiporus sulphureus 93-53
Lineage: Eukaryota; Fungi; Basidiomycota; Agaricomycetes; Polyporales; Laetiporaceae
Exons: 2
Coding region: 150-476 (108 amino acids)
Source: RefSeq, a predicted model, not a curated record